CAUGUAAUUUAAAAUAUUUACAAUGAAAAUUUGUCUGUCGAUUAUUUUUAUAUUUUUUUCAUUUGUGAAUGCUAAUGGAGGAAAAGAUUCAAAAUGCCAAUGCGAAGAUAUCUUGAAGAAAAUACUGGAAAAGCUGUAUAAAAACUCCAUAGAAAUCCAGAACAUUCAGAAAACUAUUAAAGAAUUGGAAGAAGAUGUCAAAACAAUUAAUAAUCAAGUCGAUGAAAAUACUGAAAAAUUAUGUAAAAUUGAAAAUCAAAUUGAAAAGUUAAAUAUCGAACAAAAUGGUAUUUUAAAUAUUGUGAACAGUCAUACUAUAGCGCUUAAUAACAUUGAUAGUUCUAUAAAAGAAAUUAAUAAACAAGAAGAACAUCUUGAAGAGAUUUUGGAAGACAACAGCUGCCGGCUGAGUGAGCUGAAAAUGAUUUUGUUAGGAAUACAGGACUGUGCAUGCAAUGAUGAUACAACUAGCACUUCUACUACUACAGAGACCACUACUGAUCAAGAAACUACACCGCCGACAGAGACGACCACGUAUGAUACUGAUAUUUAUACGUAA
Psylliodes chrysocephalus is the source of this 559-nucleotide messenger RNA. Lineage: Eukaryota; Metazoa; Arthropoda; Insecta; Coleoptera; Chrysomelidae. The record is from the annotation of a GenBank genome assembly.